UUCUAGUUAUUGGCAAUUGAUAGUAAAUAUGUCGAUUCUACUAACACGAGUGGAUUAUGUGAAUGUAGGCGUUACAUCGCGUGGUACCACCUGUGUUUUUGCAUCAGAAACAAAACAAUCGCAGAAAUUUGCUGUUGCUGAUCAUGAUGGAGUUUUACAUAUUUUUUGUUUUAAAAAAGGCGAACUUCAAGUUUUAUUUAAGUCUCUGCCAGGGCCGAAGAUAAAUCGAAUAGUAAUGGGCGGCAUGACAUCGAUGCCCAAAGACAAAAUCUUUCUUGCUCACGGGAAUACCGUCGUAGGUUAUACAAAAAAAGGAAAGCUUUUCCUUAAGUUUGAGACUGGUCUCAUCGAUUCCAUAACGGCCUUAUAUGUUUUAGGGUCAGACUUGGCAGCAUGUGCUCGCGAUCUUUAUCAUCGCUAUCGAGAAUGUAAAGAUGCCGAUUCUUAUCUUAUUGGAGAAAAAUUGUAUGAUGUUGUGCUUGUACCAAUUGGAAAUACAGCUGUACUUGCUGUACUUGCUUGUGGCGAUUGUGCAAUUAGAGUACUGCGUGGCACAAAAAAUCCAUCAAUAUUAAGACUCGCGAGUAUACCGACGAUACUUUCACUCUAUAGAGAAGGGGAUAAGGAAUCACACGACCGAAUUCUAAUGGGCACGAUAGAUGGUAAAGUUGGUUUACUAAUGUUAGACAAUGAAAAAAAUAUAAGAAUAAGUUGGGUAUUGACUAAAAUGAAUUCAGAAAUAACUGCUCUGGAUUCUUAUGAAAUUCAAGACAGUUUGGAUUUAAUUAUCGGAAGGCAAGAUGGGUCCAUUGAAGUUUACACAUUACCCUCUGACGAAGAUAUAUUACCACUUCUUCGCUUUCGUUAUAAUGCAGGAGAGAGUAUUAGCUCGGUAAUAGGCGGAAUAAUAAGUUCCGAUGAUUGUCCAGAACUUUUAGUAACAACUUAUUCGGGUAAAGUGUUUGGUUUAACGUCAAAAUCGUCGGGAUUUUUAGAGUUAAAUCAAGGAAAAUUAGGAAUAAAUAAAUUGAAAUUUGAAAUUCAGCAAUUACAAGAAGAAUUGAAAAAAGAGUACAUGGGAUCACUCCAUUCUGAGGAUACGCUAAGUCCGUUAAUUUUAUCAGUUAAUCAUCGCUUAAUACUAAAUAAAGAAGAUGCGUCGUAUACUUUAUUGGUGGAGCUCGACAGAUCAAUUGAUAAUAUUUUAAUACAAUCGGAUACUCCUAUCGAACUCUUAGACGUGGAAGGCAAUAAUGCUGUAAUGAGUCUCUCGACUUGCAAUCAUGAUGACGGCAAUUUUCUCUUAGCAACUUAUCGAUGUCAAGAUAAUACAAAUAGAUUAGAGAUCAAAUUGCGAAGCAUUGAAGGGCAGCCUGGAACGCUCCAAGUUUACGUCACUUCACAGAUACAACCAAAAUGUUGCCGAAAAUUAUUAAUCCCCAUAUGUGCCUUAUCUCUUCAUACAAGAUUAUUCAUUGAAGAUAACGAAUCAAUAUCGGGCCCAUUCAAUGAAUUAAGAUUGAUUGGUGGAUUUACAUUGGCAGAAAUGCACGCAUGGCUUGCUUUUGCAUUAUUUGAUGUACCAGAAAGGCCGUUGAUCGAAGAGGGAUCAGAAGCUAUUAUGAUUUACACAUCAACUUUAAUUGGUACAAUAUUAAAGUGUAAAUAUAAGAAAGGUACGGCUUCUUUUUUUAGUGAAAAUAUAUCAACGAUAAUUAUUUUACGAGAUAUUCUCACUAAAAAAGCUACUCAAAGAAAAAUCAAACUCGAAGUUUUUUGUGACAUUGCUGAUGAUAGUAUAACCAAAGUUUUAGAAUUGAUCCUUCCAAAAUUAACGACUUUGAACGAACUUGUGGAAAAGAUAAAUAUUCUGGAUACUCUUGAUACAUGGGAAAUGAAAAAUAAUCCUGCAGACAUGUGCACUGAAUAUCAAAAUCUUAUAAAAAAUGAAUCUGAUUUGCGACAACAAAUGACAAAAAGUUGUGAUGCGUUGCAAAGAUUACAUGCGAUUAUUACAGAUUUAUAUGUAGACUGGGAACGUGCUAAGGGUUCUCGCAGGAUCUCGAGUAAACAAGCAUCUGAAAAGUUACAUUCUGCAAUUGAAUCAAUGGAUAUGGCAUUACUACUUCAGGCCUUUAUUGGAAAAGAUAUGUCUGCAGCUAGUGUCUCAGUGCCAGUAUUAUUGUAACGGGAAGAUAAUUACAGAGAUUUUUCAAAACAAAAAGAUUUAACUUUCUAUAAACGUUGCCAUGUAAUAAAAAAUAUAUUUUUCAACGUUAAUCUGUGUAUAAAUUGCUAAGUAGAUUAAGAAUUAAAACUUACAAAUAUACUGUCGCUAAUAACAUUACAGUAUAUGUUAUAUACGUUCAUACAAUACAUACGUAGAAUAUAUCUAUAAGAGUGCAAUGCGUAUAUACAGGUCGGUUGUGCAAGAUAAGCGAUAUCGUCUUCGUGAUCAUUUUAUAAUUUAAAAACGAAAUUGAAAAAAAUUAUAAAUCUAUACAUUAAUACCAGCAUUGCCAUAAAUCCAUUAAUAAAUCUAGCUUACAUAGUAAAAAGUACUUAAGAUUUUUCUUAUACAUAUUAUACAUAUAAAAUUUAUACA
This is a messenger RNA of Ceratosolen solmsi marchali, 2605 nucleotides long. Its product is annotated as Bardet-Biedl syndrome 7 protein homolog. The transcript is spliced from 13 exons. Gene Ontology annotation, biological process: cilium assembly; intracellular transport; intracellular protein localization. The coding region runs from base 29 to 2188 and encodes 719 amino acids. Gene Ontology annotation, molecular function: protein binding. NCBI's taxonomy places the organism in Eukaryota, Metazoa, Arthropoda, Insecta, Hymenoptera, Agaonidae. The record is from RefSeq and is a predicted model, not a curated record. Gene Ontology annotation, cellular component: ciliary basal body; neuron projection; membrane.